AUGAUGCGCAGAACUUUGCUUUCGUUUUGGGGUUUGUGGUGCGUCAUAGCACUCGUGCAGUCUGCGUUCGCGCGUCCACAAGCUGGUACGAUCCAAGAGCUGCUGGAAGCUCCGGCUUCUCAGUACGUAGAGAAUAUCUUUGUCGACGGUGUGGUUGCACUCUCAACUGCGGCAGGGUCCGUACAGGCAUAUGAAGGGACACGGAAUCCGUUGUUGAACUCUGUCGGCUCGGCUGCUUUGUAUUUCACGUUGAAGAAGUGCGCGAUUCUGGAGCCGCACGUUCACACCAAUACACCCGAGUUCUAUUUCGUCAUUUCCGGUACGGGCACCUUCAGCCUUUGGUCCUCGAACGGCUCUGUUGUCCACCUGAAGACGCCCAUAACCAACGGGAGCUUCAUGAUAAUCCCGGCCGGGUGGCCGCACAUGAUCACCGGGCCGGAGACAUCAUCGACACCGUUGGUGCUCCUCGCCAACUAUCUGAGCGGUCUUCCACAGGUCUAUUUCCUUGCGAGCCGGGCAAGCGUCUUUGAACAAACCUCACCAUCUGUGAUGGCAAGCGUGUUCAAUGUCUCGACAGCGGAGUACUCGACGUUCUUCGGCGCUGAAUCCGGCGUCGGGAUCGUCUUUAACUCGUCGUGUCUGGCGAGCUAG
Molecule: messenger RNA, 651 nt
Organism: Cyanidioschyzon merolae strain 10D
Lineage: Eukaryota; Rhodophyta; Bangiophyceae; Cyanidiales; Cyanidiaceae
Exons: 1
Coding region: 1-651 (216 amino acids)
Source: RefSeq, a predicted model, not a curated record